UUUUUCAGAUUUGUUGGCUCAAAAACUCACUAAUUCAACGCAACCAUGUCGUAUAUGCUCCCUCAUUUGGAGAAUGGUUGGCAGGUGGACCAGGCGAUUCUCGCCGAAGAAGAUCGCGUAGUCGUCGUGCGAUUCGGACACGAUUGGGACCCAACUUGCAUGCAAAUGGACGAAACGCUCUUCAAAAUCGCGCCAAAAGUCAAGAAUUUCGCCGUCGUCUACCUCGUCGACAUCACGAAGGUGCCGGAUUUCAACAAAAUGUACGAGCUGUACGAUCCGUGCACCGCCAUGUUCUUCUUCCGUAACAAGCAUAUUAUGGUGGAUCUGGGAACCGGUAACAACAACAAAAUCAACUGGGCAGUGACCGACGGGCAGGAGCUGAUCGACAUCAUCGAGACGGUCUAUCGUGGAGCUCGUAAAGGACGUGGUCUUGUCAUCUCGCCGAAAGACUACUCGACCAAGUACAAGUACUAAUUAUUUUAAUUAUUUUCUCUGUUCUCUGUGUUCUGUAAAUUCUUAAACUGUAUCUAAAAAUGUUUCAAAAUAAUUUACAUUUUAUUCACUCGAAAACUGAGCGAUUCUAUACAAAAACAAAAAUAUAUAGGCGGCUUGAGAA
Messenger RNA from Caenorhabditis elegans, 616 nucleotides. RefSeq names its product Thioredoxin-like protein (gene dib-1). Gene Ontology annotation, cellular component: U4/U6 x U5 tri-snRNP complex; U5 snRNP; nucleus. The coding region runs from base 46 to 474 and encodes 142 amino acids. The record is from RefSeq and is marked reviewed. NCBI's taxonomy places the organism in Eukaryota, Metazoa, Nematoda, Chromadorea, Rhabditida, Rhabditidae. The transcript has 2 exons. Gene Ontology annotation, biological process: mRNA splicing, via spliceosome.